Asterias rubens (European starfish) is the source of this 1615-nucleotide messenger RNA. Its product is annotated as leucine-rich repeat flightless-interacting protein 2-like. Lineage: Eukaryota; Metazoa; Echinodermata; Asteroidea; Forcipulatida; Asteriidae. Gene Ontology annotation, biological process: regulation of DNA-templated transcription. The record is from RefSeq and is a predicted model, not a curated record.
GAGGCGCUAGCGGAGCUUGAAGAAAAAUACAAGAAGGCUAUGAUGAACAAUGCACAGCUUGACAACGAGAAAGCCACCUUAAUAUUCCAGGUGGACAUGCUGAAGGAUCUACAAGAAGAUAUGGAAGAAAUUAUGAUGGAGGUACAGCGGGAAGCAAGAGACAAACACAGGGAACUUGAAAGCAAAAAGAGAGAGAACCUCUUACUAAAUAAAGAAGUAGCAACCUUGAAAGAAAUGGUAUCACAACGAGACACACUUAUAGCUGAAAACGGUCUUCUCCUGGUUGGCAACGAGGAACGGCUCUCAGACGAUGACAUCACCGAGAGUGACACGUCACACAGACCCAAACUUCCCAAAGUCGGGACGAUAGUCGUCGUAUCACCAGAGGCAGCAGAACUCCUAGAGGUUGUUGGGGAUGGACCUCUUGAUGUUCGGCUAAAGAAAUUCGUAGAGGAAAGAAAGGAACUCCUAGAAAGAAUAAGAAGAUUAGAAAUUGAUUUAGAAGAAGAGAAAGAGAAAGUAGCCACAGCUGAGAAGCGACGACCGCAUCAGAGCACCUCCUUCAAUGGCCCUGAUAUAGAGAUGCUAGACAUCCAAAGAGAAGCCAGUCGGCAAGUCAACGAAUACAGAUUCAAGUACCAGAAAGCUGAACAAGAAUUGCAAACACUAGAAGGGCAUGUAAUGAGGUUAGAAAGUCAACUCAAACGAUGCAAAACGUCGUCUGAAACAGCAGAGAAGGUCGAAGAGGAGCUCAAACAGGAACGACGUAAACUCCAAAGAGAGAUCCGUACUUUAAGAGAUAGAUACGAAGAAAUUGAAACAGAGAAUAGCCACCUGAACAAGCGACUUGAGAAACUCAAAAGCGGCAAGCUGAGUCUGAUCAAGUGAUGGAAGUACCCCCUCGCUUGGUCAUUUUUCAUUCAAUAUUUUAUAAAACAGUCCAACUUGCAUCAAGUGACUACCGCUAGCUAUCGACGCUGCGCAAACAGCCAGAGAAUUGUCGGCAACGAUUAGAUCACAUGAGUUUGGUUUUGAGUUCAACCCUGGUAAUGUGACAGCUGGUCUUAGAGGCUUGUGGGAUCGAUUUUGCAAAAUGCCAGAGAAGCAUCAGCUAAAACUAGAGGACACCGUUCGGUAACAAGUAUAACCCUGGUAAUAGGAUGAUUGGUGUUAGACGCUUGUGGGAUCAAUGCUGCAAACGCCAGAGAAGCAUCAGAAAAGUUUAGAGCACACAGUUCGGUAACAAGUUUAACCCUGGUAAUAGGAUGACUGGUCUUAGAGGCUUGUGGGAUCAACGUAGCAAAACGCCAGAGAAGCAUCAGCUGAGAUAAGAGCACACAGUUUGGUAACAAGUUUAAAUCCUGGUAUUCUGACGACUGGACCCUUGGGGGAUCAGUGUUGCACAGCAAAACAAAGAGUCUUUGUUAAAGCUGUUAAAGGCAUAUUGACUGAUGUCAGCUGUACGGAAAUGGUUCCUGAAUUCAUCAGAGCCCAGAAAGAUACAUGCAACAGGAAAAUAAGGUUUAGGGUAAUCCUUUAAGUACGGGGGUCGAUUUCACAAAGAUAAUCCUAGGACUCUUUAGGAGUUAUUAAGAACAUAAAGCUAGUCCUAAGU